GAUCGGACGUUUUGAUUUCAUUGUCUGGCUAGGGGACUCAUGAAGAAAUCUGCUGAAUUCGAGCGGCCGUUGAUUUGUCACCAAAAGGGCCUGUUGAGUCCUCCCAAUUAGGCCAGAACAACCAUGUGUCAGAAACUGCCAACACAAAGCCAGAAAUCCUCCUCUUCCUCAGGAUGCUAAGACACAGCAACAUUCUCCAACACAGCAUUCUCCAACUCAAUGAAUAAACUGCACUGACCAAAAAAAGCAGAGAAAGAAAGAAAGAAAGAAAAACACAAGAAACUUACAUGAUGCUUGUCUGAAGAUGCUGUGUGCGAUGCAGCCUAAGGUGCUGUCUUUUGAGCUGUAUGUGAGGACCUAAGUCUCAUUACCUCAUUCAGCCUUUCUUCCGGAGGCUUCUCUCUUCUCUCUCAGUCACACCAUCACCUCUAACUAUGGAAGCAUGGCAGGAGAAGCGAAGCAUUCAGACGAUGAACCUGCGUUCUGUGUUCACGCCUGAACAGCAGCGAGUCCUGGAGCGCUACUAUGACAAUGGCAUGACCAAUCAGAGCAAGAGCUGCUUCCAGCUCAUCUUGCAGUGUGCCCAGGAGACCAAGCUGGACUUUAGCGUCGUCAGGACUUGGGUGGGGAACAAACGGCGAAAGUUGGCAUCAAAGGCUGACCAGAACGGCCAGCCGCACAGUCUGUCCAAUCACCCGCUGGCGGGCGGCGCCGGAGGGGCGGGUCCUCUGGGGGUGCUGAGUGCCGAGCUGGCGGCGGCCCGGGGCAUCCAGCGCGGUCCGUCCGUGGCCCACCUUCUUCCUCCCACCUCCUGCCCCUCGUCUUCCUCGUCCCCUUCCUCCUGCUCUCCUCACAGCAGUGGCGGUGGCAGCGGAGGAGGAGGAGGUAGCAGCAGCAGUAGCAACAAUAACAAUAACAACGACGUCAUCGUCACUGGUAUUUAUUCCAUCGGGCGAGGCUCGGGCAUGGCCUCGUCCCGCCUCGACGGCGCCGCCUCCCACGCCUGGUCCUCCUCCGCCGCCUCUUCGAAAAGCUCGCUCGCUUCCGCUUCCUCCGCGCACGGUCACGGCCUCGACACGGACACGCGUGCCACGCACGCCUCGCACGCCCGCACGCUGCCCUCCGCGCGGGCCGACCCCUCCGCCGCGCUCCACUCGCGGGUGUCCAUCGCGCUGCCCCACGGCAAGUCGCCGCAGAUGCCGCCGCAGCCCUCGCCCUCCAACUCGCUCCUCUACGGCCAGGCCAGGAAGUCCAUGUUCCGAGACCCGGCGGCGGCGGCGGCGGCGGCCGUGGCCGCCAACAUCCCCCGCUCCUGGGCCAAGCAGUACGGGACCGGCCAGCCGCAGCCCUGGGCGCUCGGCAACCCCCAGUCCCAGUCCCAGGCGCUCUCGCUCCCCCCGGCGGCGUCGUCGUCGCUCCAGACCACCGCGCGCGGCUCCGCCGCCGCCGACGCCAGCGUCCGCAUCCAGCAGGUGUUCACCCUGGCGGGGCUGGCCGAGGCACAGCAGAGGCUGGCGAUGGGCAUGGUGCCCCCGCGACCUCCCGACCCCUUGGAGACCUUCUCCUUCUCCAUCGCCAUGGAGACGGGCGACGCGGACGACGAGUACUCGCGCGAGGAGGAGCUGGCCAGCAUGGGCGCCCAGAUGCAGAUCCGACGGGCGCGGGGCGGCAGCAGCAGCAGCAGCAGCAGCUCGGCGGGCGAGGGCGGCAGCGGAGGAGGAGGAGGAGGAGUGGCGGCGAUGGCAGCGGCGGGGACCUCGUCCUGGAUGGACGGGCGAGGAGGCGGGAGGGGGUCCCCCAGCGUCGGCGGCAGGACCCAGGUGUCCGUGGGCCUCAACACCCCCAACUCGGACAUGUUCGGAGACAAGGGGUGCCAGACGCAGAGCUCGUACCUGGCCGGCUCGGGGGGCUGGGGGGCGUUCCCCCUCCGGCUGCUCUCUCACGGCUCCCCUCUGGGCACGGCCAACGUCAAGCAAAUUCCAGGCAAUGUAGCAGCACCGUGGCUCAUCAGCAAUUCUCGAAAGCGAACACUGCAGGACCGGACCCAGUUCAGCGAUAAGGACCUGUACGCUCUGAAGCGGUACUGGGACAACGGCAUGACCAGCCUGGGCUCCGUGUGUCGGGAGAAGAUCUCGGCCGCCUCCACGGAACUAAGCGUGGACAGUGAGAUCGUCAAGACCUGGAUUGGCAAUCGACGCAGGAAGUACCGUCUGAUGGGCAUUGAGAUUCCACCACCCAAAGGGGGCCCUCCCACAUUCCCCAAGCAGUCCAUCACGGACCCCCCCUCUCCACUCACCCCCGAGGGGCCUGAGCCCAAGACCCCCGAGAUGGGCGAGGGCAGCGAACAUAACGACGAGGUGUCCGUCUGUCUCUCAGAAGAUGGUACGAGUGACCCGUACCAGAGGGAGAGUGACAUGGGCCAGGAGGACCUGCUCACCGGUGGACAGGCGGAGAAUGUGAAGAUUGAAAUCAUCGACGACGAUGAGGAUGACGACGAUGGUGACGAUGGUGACGAUGGUGACAUAAUGACCUCAGACAUGGAACAGAUGCAUAGUCUACUGGAGUUCAAGCACGAGGAGGUGCAGUUCCUGGAGAACGAGUUAGUGAACCAAAAACAGAGGUACAUUGAGCUGAAAAGCUUCACCAGGAGCCUACUGAGUGCCGUGAAGAACAACGACAACGAGAAACAGCAGGAGCUGUUAGCCAGUCUACCUCAGCUCGCAGACGAUGACUGGGAGAAGAGUCCAGAAAGGGAGGAGGAGCCCAGCGCAGAAGAGGACAUGACGAUGAUGACGGAGAUGACAGAGAUGACGGAGAUGACGGAGCCGACGGAGACGCCGACGACGAGUGCUGCCCCACCUGAGUCCUCUGUAUCAGAGGAGGAGGGGGGCACCAAGGGACCCACAUAUACAUAAACCCACCUGCUGGUACCCAUGUACACACACUGUGCCUGUGGAGGACCUACACGGCUGUUCUGGGCCCUUGUGGCCUUUUUCUACUGCAUAUCACAAUGCCUUUGGUCUAGAGAGGCUGUAGUUUGAAGCGUUAAUAAAAUACCACUUAACUUA
Molecule: messenger RNA, 3068 nt
Organism: Sardina pilchardus (European sardine)
Lineage: Eukaryota; Metazoa; Chordata; Actinopteri; Clupeiformes; Clupeidae
Gene: hdx
Product: highly divergent homeobox
Exons: 13
Coding region: 435-2915 (826 amino acids)
Biological process (GO): regulation of transcription by RNA polymerase II
Molecular function (GO): DNA-binding transcription factor activity, RNA polymerase II-specific; RNA polymerase II cis-regulatory region sequence-specific DNA binding
Source: RefSeq, a predicted model, not a curated record